Messenger RNA from Bacillus rossius redtenbacheri, 17992 nucleotides. RefSeq lists its product as uncharacterized. NCBI's taxonomy places the organism in Eukaryota, Metazoa, Arthropoda, Insecta, Phasmatodea, Bacillidae. The coding region runs from base 1567 to 2694 and encodes 375 amino acids. The record is from RefSeq and is a predicted model, not a curated record. The transcript has 3 exons.
UAAUGUUUUAUAUAUAUAUAUAUAUAUAUAUACCUUAUUUAAUUCUUUGAUCGGUAAUUGUCUUGAUGGCCGAGCGGUUAAAGGCGUAUGUUUUCCAACCUAAAGGUCAGAGCUGUGUGAUGGUUCGAAUCUCAGCAGUUUCGAAUGUAUUUUUUAUAAAAACAAUAUUUUAAUAUAUUGAUAAGGACCAUAAUAACAUUGGUAUGUAAUCAAAUAUCGACCUUAUGUGUAUGAAUAGAGCGAUGGUGAUGCUCUCUAGGAACAAACAUCAGAAACAAUGAUGGGGAAAUUCAAGAUGGCGACCCCCAUCACAGAAUAACAAAUCAAUAUGGUGAUAGUAACAACAUCCAAGAUGGUGGCCUCCAGCAGACCAAAACAAAUGACUAUUGUGAUGUCAUAAACAAAUAUGGCGAUCGUAACUAAAAUUGCAACAGGUGUGAUUAAAAAUGGCGGCUAUGACUUCAUAAUUUUAAAUACUGGUAAACAAAAUGGUAGAAAGUUCUAGAAUUCAAAAUGGCGGCUGGAAAUGACGUAAUCUAAUAUGGUGGCCGGGUCAUCCAAGAUGGCGGCCGAAAAUUAUGUAAUCCAAGAUGGCGGCUGGAAAUGAUAAAAUCCAAGAUGGCGGUCGGAAAUGACGUAAUCAAAGAUAGUGGACAGAAGUGACGUAAUCCAAGAUGACAGCCGGAAGUGACGUCAGGGGUCAAAGGUCAUAACAGUGAUGUCAGGGGUCAAAGGUCACGAAUCCUGAAUCCUUUGCCUCCAGCCUCUGUGCUCGGAGGCACUAUAUCUAACUACUUUCGUACUAUUCCUCUUGUUGAUUGGCCUACUAGGCAUCAUGACAGCAAUGAUAGAUAGAGGAGUUAAGGGCGCCGCCUACUUGGAGAGCGCAGAGACGUGCAGAGCCUUGGAAAUCCGGCUUUUAUUCGAAAACUAUUCCACGUAUUGUUUUGCGGUUUGGCUACGAAAAGCAUUUAAGGAACAGCUUACAGGCCUAUAAUAGUGAGACGUUCUAUUUUCCCUUACUAAUAGGUAAGUUUUGACUGUGAAAAUGGCUAAAACGGCACUUUUUGCGGCGAGAUUUAGGUAAGAAGAUUCAUUUUCCCGGGCUUCGGAAAAUUAUAGACCCGUAGAAUGCACCUUUGUCUUGCGUCGCGUGAUAAAAAAAUAUAGUUUCGUAGAUGAAAAUCGAUGGUUCUACGAUGCAGUUCUAAAGCACUGCAUGCCAGUAAGACACUCCAGUGAAGUGGCGCCACCACGCGCUCCGCUCGGCCGCUAUCAGUCCGGGAGGGGAAGUAGCCUUGAGCGGCGGGAAGGUGGGUAUGCGGGGGGAAAAGAUCCGGCUGGUAGGGGGAGUGCCCAGCUGCUGCGUGUCGCUAACCUGAGUCUAGGGCAGUAGCUGUCUUUGACAGACGCACAGUGCGAGGUGCGAGAUAAUAGUUCGUACAUCCAUCAUCCUGCGUGCGUGCUCUGAUACUUGUGAAUGUGUGUGGGUGAAUUGACUCGCGUCAAGUGCCAGUAGAACGUUUAGCCUUUAUACCCAUUUAGAAAGGUUUGAUUUACAAAGGUAUGGAAUCUGCGAGAAAGCAAGUUUUGAAUGAAGACAAAAGAAGAGGUAAAAAACGUCACUUGCGUCUGAAUGCAGUUCGAAAGAAAAGGAAAUGGAACAAAGGGAAAGUUUUACGUUUAGUUGACGGCAGGCUGCGUUACGUGAAAAACCAUGAAACAAGGUUUUCCAACUAUACUUCACAUGAGUCUUUCAGUACAUCCAAACACGCGGGGAAUAUAGAAAAUGCUGUUGAAAGGAAAACCCAGACAGACAGUGAGACUUGCUACAUAACGUUGUCUCCAGCAAGGUGUUCCACCUCUCCCGGCGAUACUGCUUCACAUGAUCAAGUAGACAUCGAUGGAGCAGGUUGUUCGUUUUGGACAAACGAAAUAUUGGCGACACCGCAGAAAGUCACAACUACUGAUUAUCCUACAGAAGAAUAUGAUGUUACUGGAAUAUUUUCAGACACGGAACAAGAGUCAAAAUCGGUCACAUGUGACUACGCUCAGCUUCUUGAAGGCGUGGAGAAACUUUCGUCACCAGCAUCUUCACCAGAACAAACCUCUCCUAAAAAAACUUUCAGCUCUGAAUCAUCAACCUUUCCGAUACAAGGCCGUCGACUGUUUGAUGUUGACUUUCUAUUCAAAGAAAUGUCGCGCAUCAGCCAACAUAACAAAGUGUUUCAGUGUUCGUUUGAAAAUAUGCGAUUAAUAAAAGAACAUAAAAAUGGAAUGAUAAGUAAAUUUGAUUUCAAGUGUAAUAUGUGUGGUACUGUUGAAUCUAUUUUCUCGGAGGACCCCCAAACAAAUAAAGUCAACUGUAACAUGGCAUGGGUGAACAGUAUGUUGUUAACGGGCCAAAGUUUUACACAGUUACAAGACAUAACUUCAACUUUGGAAAUGCCUUGCAUGGCCAAGGAGACUUUCAACAAAUGUCAAAAAUCCCUAUCUUCUGUUAUACACGAUGUCGCAUGUCAAAGUAUGGAAGCCGCUGGCAAAGAAGAAGCAAGAUUGGCAGUAGAAAAUGGCAGUGUGGAUGUCGACGGAGUUCCUCUCAUAGCAGUUGUCACUGAUGGAGCUUGGUGUAAACGAUCGUAUGGAAACAAAUAUGAUGCUCUUUCUGGGGUGGUAAGUUUGUGUAUUACGUAAUCUUAUUGCGUGUUGAAUAAUAAUUUGUAGGCAAUCUGUGUUAUAUCAGUAAUUAUGUAUUAUUAGUAACUAAAAUAAGUUCAUGACAGUGUGAACAACACGUAAUAGUUAUUUUGUUAAUAUUUCCUUCUUUUGUAGAUAAAUGCGACAAUUUAAAUUCUUUAUAAGUGCAAACAUUGUAUAGUUAUUUUGUGAUAGACCUGUUUGCUAGUAUGAAAGUCUUUUAGGCCUACCGGCAUAGAGCCAUAUACUUAGAGCCUAUUGGCAUAAUGCCAGACAUUCGAAAUAAUGUAAUUAUCCUGAUUAUACAAUGUUCGUUACCUUACAUUAAGUUUUACAGCGAACAGAUUAAAUAUGCUUGUUUUUUUUUCUUAUAGGCUUGCAUAGUAGGAAAAGAAACAAAAAAAGUUAUCUUCGCAAGCACUAGGAAUCGAUACUGCUGCAUAUGUUCACGAGCAAACAGUAAAAAUGAGACGCCAAAGGACCACGUCUGUUUCAAAAAUUGGAACAAGUCUUCAAAUGCCAUGGAAUCUGACAUCAUAGUGGAAGGUUUCAAAUGCAGUGUUUCCAUGCAUAACCUGAAAUAUCAUCAGCUGAUUGGUGAGUCACAAGGUGAUCAGUUAAUUUCAGAUGUUAUUAAUUAUUAUGUAUUUGUGUCGAUAGUAUAUUUUCGAAAUAAUUUCAAUGCCGUGUGGUAUUUAAUGUUUUUAUUUCCGACGUCGCACGUUUCAUAUGUUUUCAUACAAUGCUGCAUAUUGUAACGAACUGAAAUGUAGCGCUUUUGUAACAGCUACUUCCUAAAUAUACAGAAAGGUAUUAGCUCUACAAUGUUUAUAAAUGUAACCUCGCGAAGAGUAGGUACUAAAUAUUGUGAACUAUAUGAAAAUAGUUAGCCUCAGAGCAGUAACCGAGCGCUCUGAUAUGCCUACAAGAAGAACGUGCAUAUGUGGCCAUUUCGAGUUAAAAAUGAUUUGGUAGUUUUCUGUAGGUAUUUUUCAGUGAGCCAUUGUAUGUAAGUAGUUGUGUUAAUUAAAGAAAUGUUGUCUUGCACUUGUAUUUCAUACCCCAGAAAUAGCAUAGCCAUACAAUUCAGAGCCUACCACUAUGUUAAUAUAUGUACUUCUUUGAGGGCUUAACUGCAGAUUUAUGUCUUGGUAUGGUUCUUAGGAAUAUUUUUAAAGGGUAUGCAAGGUAUAAAGUUUUCCAUUUAGCCGAAAAAAGGACCCAAAAAUAUUGUAAAGUAUGCGGCCUUAGUUUUAAUAUUUGUGAGAAAUAGAGUAUUGAAGUCUUAUCUUGUUUAAGGCCAUGUUACAGCGUUUAACGGCCCUUCAAAAACAAUAAUUUUUAAUCAAUGUUUUGUCUAUACAGAAAAAUCACCCAGUUUUAACAAUACCACCUUAAACGUUUUAUUAAAGUAUUGUCAUACCAAUAAACAUAACAGUUUUUUUCCAAUAUUUCUAAAUAAGUUAACGCCAAUUUUUUGCCCGAAAAUGAGAUAAAGAAUGACAAAAUAAUGCAUGCGGCCGAAUUAUACGUGGUAGGUUUAAAUAGCUUCUAAGGAUUUGUUCACAGUUUCAUUUCACGGAGUCUAGAAUUUUCUCAAUUCAUUACAUUGGAAACUAACUGAUAAAUUUAACUCAUUAUUUUCGAAACGCUGCAACAUGGCCUUGUAUUUUUUUUCGUAUAUAAAUAAAUACCUAUACAUUUAUCACAUUAGUACGUAGCGUGUUGUAAACAUUUUCAGGAGAUGGCGAUAGCAGCAUUAUGACCCAGUUGGUGAAGGCUCAGCCAUAUGGUCCAAAUUUUACAAUCACCAAAAUUGAAUGUACUAACCACAUACUGCGAAAUUACCUUCGAAGGAUACGUUGUAUUGCUCAAAAGACGAAAAACGAAAUUGGUUCCGUUUCUCCUGUUCUACGAAAGGCUGUAUCUGACAAACAACUCCGCCUUCGAGCUGCAGUCACCGGAGCUGUGCAGCAUAGGCGUGCUCAAAAAGAGUUUCCAAUUCACAGAAAAAUUGAGGAGUUAAAACUUGACAUUUACAAUGGUCCAUUUCACGUAUUUGGUGACCACUCAGGAUGCCCAAUUAGAGGUUAUUUCUGUAGCGGAUUGAAAGAAAACGAGGAAAACCUUGUACCGCCUCUUCAAGAGGCAGGUAUAUGGUCAGAAAUAAUAGCAGCUCGAAACAUUGUUGCACAUCAUGCUGUAAGCCUUUUACAUAAUGUCAAUACUAAUACAGCAGAGUCUUUCAAUAAUGUGGUUUGCAAGCAUGUUUCAAGUAAACGAGUAAACUUUUGUUUGAGUGGUGGCUACCAAACAAGAAGCGAGCUCUCUGUAAUUUCUUUUAAUUCAGGUCCUCAAACACAGUCCUUUAUCCAUAAAGGUUUAACAAACAGUAGUCCUGGAAACAUCACUAAAGCUCACAUACAGCGCAAGGAACGUUCAUCAGAGAAAAGAAAGCUCAGGAGGCUGACAAACCCACAAACAUUUAAGCGCAGAAAGUUGUAUGUGACAGGUCCUGACAAGGAUUAUGGCUGUGUAGAACAACGCAUACCUGACAUGGAACCAGACGAAUAUGCAAGACAGACACAGGAAUUUCUCGCUAGUCUUUGUAAAACGGAUGAAGAACGAGAAAAUCUACAAAUCGCUACCAAAGGGCAAAAUGAUUCUGUUCUCUGGAAAUCAGAAAGAAUCAAGCGACUGACAGCAUCAAAUUUCGGUAGAAUCUGUAACAUGAAGAAAUCCACUAAGCGAGCAAAAUCCGUUGUCAAUAUAUUGUACAGUAGGUUUUCAGGGACGGAGGCCACAAGGUAUGGAUUGGAAAAUGAGCAUAGCGCCAUUCAGGAUUUUGAAGUGAACUUUGGUAAGAAGGUGGCUCGCUGUGGCUUAUUCGUCGAUAAGGAACACCCAUGGCUGGCAGCAACACCUGACGGUCUUGUUGGAGAUGGUGGUAUCCUUGAAGUAAAAUGUCCUGCCGUAGCUGCCAGAAUGUCUCCACAAGAAGCAGUGGAACAGAAAAAAGUAACAUUUUGUAACAUUGUGGAUGGUAAAAUGUUUCUGAAGAAAGGACAUGCUUACAUGUACCAAGUGCAGGGACAACUGCAUAUUACCAAUCGUAAGUACUGUUAUUUCGUCCUUUGUACACCACGUGGCUUACUAGUGCAACAAAUUGAAAGAGAGAACAGUUUCUGGAAAGAAAAAAUGAUCAACAAACUGACACAGUUUUACAUGACGUGCCUUCUACCGGAAAUAAUAGAUCCACGUUAUCCUAGGAAUAUGGAAAUCAGGGAACCUGAUAAUACACUGUAAACAAUUGAUGGACAAUAGCCUUACAUGUAAGCCAAAAUUACCACAAACAGUACAGGUAAAUUCCCAUUUUUAAAGAAGGAUAUUAACAACAAAAAUGAUUUCAUAAAGAUUACAGUUAGGCCUAUAGAUUUUUGUUUUCUAGUCCAAUAAACAAUUGAAACAUAGAAAAUUGGCGUACUAGUUUGACGAAAGAUGUUUGAAAUGAUACAGUUAUACAGACAAGUGCCCAGUUGCCAGUUUCCGUGCCAACAGAAAAAAAACCUUAUGUUUGUGUAUGCUGUGAAAUACUUAAAUCAAUAUAAUGUAACAGUGUAAUUGGCAUGCAGUGUCUUAUAACUUUGCACUUAGAUUAUAUUAUUAUGGGCCGUAUCUCAUUGUGAAUCGUUUUAAAAGAUAUACGUAAAAUGUUUGUUUCACUCUACAUGUUAUAUUGUGCGCUGAUAGUUUACUACUAGUAUCGAGCAGCUGUUUAUUUUUAUUUUUGGUUUUGAUGUAUUAACAUUAGUUUCAUUAUUUGUAUUUGCACCGUGUUAUUUAUCAAGAGUGUUCGAAACGAAAUAAUUUGUUAUACUGAAUCUGAAAUAGUUGUAUGAAUAUAUUUAUUUUUGUAUGUUUAAAUAUGUAAGGUGGAAUAUUUUUUUGUGUAAACAAUUAGUAUGUAUGUUCAGAGCUAUUGUAUUGUAGCUAUUGUCUCAACAGUUUCAAAACAUGAAGCCAGUUUUUUACCAUUUACUUAAGCUGAUUCAUGGUGACAACUGUCUUAUUUUGUGGUACAAAUUACAUAGAUGUAUAACCUGUAGUAAGAAUGAACAUAACAAUUCUCAUAGAUAUAAAAUGUAAAUAAAAUAUGUAAAUGUGGUAUUGUUGAAUGAGCAUUAGGUGUUGUGUGAAUAAUAUAUUUUGUUAUGAAUGUUGUAAUUUACAAGAAAGAUAUUUAUAUACAUAUGUUGUAAAAUAUACACAUAUCCAUACACACUUUGCAGCAAGUGAUUUCAUUACAUACCCUUCCAUUUUAUUUUGGCAUUUUGUAUACACUGCCAAAGGAAAAGUUUAAUUACGAUUUACUACCAAUCUGUACAAAGUGCCUACAAGAGGUUUACAUUUGUGGAUACAUGUGCCUCUGUAGUACAUUAUUAUUGUAAUAGUGAACGAAUAUUAAAUUCACACAUCUGGUACUUUAAAAUUAAGUAGGAAUAUGAAGAAAACAUACAUUAUAGUAUUUGUUACAUUAAGAAGGAUCACAAACACACAUGGUAUUACCCAUAUUAAAAUAAGAAUAAUAUAUAAAUACAUUAAGAUUAGACACAUUACAGAGUUUACAUUACUUAAGACCGACGACAAUAAAUAGGGAUGUAGUACGUUGAGUAACAUUGUCAUAUAUUACAUGACAAAUUAAUCCUUUAGUACACUCACUAGGUCAUUGAAUAAUCUAAGACAAUCAUAAGAAUAAACUCAGGCAAUAUAGAAAGGCCUAUACGAGUACACAAACGAAUAAACAUUAGACUACUAGUUAACUUACAGUAGAACAAAAACUAAACAUGUCUUAAUUUUUUAUAAAAUAUUUCAUAAGUUUAUUUAUGACCCGCAGUGAAAUUUACAGUUUUUUUUGUCCUGAAAUAAAAUUGCAUUCGCUAUGUUCUUUCUAGACAUCGUUUUCCGCACUAUCUCUUAAAAAUUGUGAGCUGUAGCGCUAAGCAGCACACAGGCUGACGAACAUAUAAGAAUAAAUUUAGCCAAUCAGUGUACGCUAAUGCGUAGCAAGUUUAAUAGUUCAGUCGGUAAUAAUCUAAAUUAUUUGUUAUUAAAUGCAAUAGAAACAAAACGAUCUCAUUUGAUAGCAAAUGUAGAUAGUUGUUUUAAAGUACCACAAAUUUGAAACACCAUUUGUUAAUUCACAGCCAACCAUAUAAGGAGUGAGGCAAUCAUCGUUUACGUAACAUAUGAGAGGCUAAUAUUGAUAAUGGUGUAAGUCACUUAUAUUCCGAAGCACUAGUGUUACAUUAAAUAUGUUUCAUACGAAAGCCCCUCUAAAUUAUUUAAUAUUUAUUAACUUUCUCACAAUCAUUCAAGCACUUAGUUGGUUCUGUCUUUUAAAUAUCGUAACAAAUAAUUGUUUUGUUAAAAAUUGGUAAUGUGCCUUAUUCCACUAUCAUUCUAAGCCUUUCAUAUCAUUGCAUGCAGUUACGGCAUUCAUAAUAAAAGGCCACUUAUAUUUUCCGAGUUUGAAUAGGAAAAUAUAUCUUUAUUCGUUAACCAUUUUUACUAAAGCCUGUUCUACAGUGACACGGAACCGUAAGCAACGGAAACGCAUAACGGAAACUCAAACGCAAUCGCAAGAGUUGUGUUGCCAAUCUCAUGCCGAAGCGUUUCCGUGUCCGCUUGCGUCCACUGUUGCAAGUAUAUUAAAAUAUUCGUUUUUGUGCGUUCACUGUAGAACGGACCUAAUGAUUUAUAAGAACGGCUGAAAACAAUAGCGUCCGAAAUGAAAUAUGCUAGAUGUAUUUUACUGCAGAACAAUAAACGGCGAUUGUUUCAUCAGCUGCAAAAUAUUGCAUACAAACACAACUUAAAAACCAACAGAGCAUUCGUUUAAUGGGUAAUAAUAAUUAUAUUAUAGUUUCUUCAUUCCAAAAGAAAGUAUCAUGGCAUAAAAAUAUCUUUCACGAUUCUCUGAAGUGUAAUCUGGCCUUAGUUCAGCGCGGAAAUCCUAAACAAUGACAUUCCGCCGCAUGCGCCAGCCAAGUGUCUCGAGGUGCCGGCUCGGUGCCGGGAAGCGGACACCACGUUCACUAUCUGCCUCGCGCCCUUUCCCCUGCCCCCGCACUCUCCCACCCAGGUGUCUGCUCGGCGGUCGGGUGGGGGAAGACACCAUCCCGCCUUUCGAGGGGCGGAAACCACGGCGAGUAGUUCCAGCGUCUGCCGCGAUUCCUGCACGAAGAUGAGCCCGUCCAAGCGCGCGAAGUGAUUUUCCCACGGACAUAGGCGGCGCCCUUAAGUGCUGGGCUUUCCCCCAUCUUCCCCAACACCCUUUUUCAUCCUUUCGCAUCUUGCGAGUGGAGUGUGUGGCGACGAAGUUCACAUUUCCGCACUCUUCAGCUUGUCUUUUUCUGUGGAUGUUUUCGCCAAGAAUUUAGAAAAACUCUAAAUUGUUUUUGUAGGGUUCUUCCGGUAACAAUGUUCAAGGGUAUGGUGUCAGUGGUUUCGACCGCCAUAUUGGAUUGUGACAUCAUGAUGGCCAUUUUGGAUGACCUUGACUCAGACAUUGAGCCCUGAAGCCUUAUUGUUUUUUACCAUCUUGGAAUUAUGAUGCCAUCGUUGCCAUUUUCGUUACGGUCGCCAUCUUAGAUUUUAGAAACGUUGCAUUUUUCAUUACGGCCGCUAUCUCGAAAAUCCGUUAAUAUAAGAUUUUAAAGGGAAAUUUUUUAAAAUAAAUAAAACUUCAAAAUAACAAAAUAUUAGAAGAAAUUACCUAAUUUUUAAUAUCGUAGGCCAUCUUAAUAAUCCGUAAUAUUAUACAAUUUUAAUGAGAAAUUUAAAAAUUCACAACUACGUUAAUAAAACUUUGAUAUAGAAUUUUCCUGCAACUUUAAUUAUGACAUCAUUGUUGCAUUUAUAGUUAUGAUCUUGAUUUUGAAAAUCAAUAAUUUUUAUCUAAUUAUAACAAGAAAGAAAUUAAAAUUAAAAAUAAAACAUAUUUUGUAGGUAAUAUUUUUAUAAAAAUAUGUCUUAAGGUCUUCAGUUUAAACCCAGUGAGGGCAGUCAUUUAAAAAUGGCUACAGAUCCUGCCUGUACAGAACCCACCGGCAGACUGACCUCCCACCACUAAUGCCAAGGCAAAUAUUACAUCAGCCAGUGUGAUGUUAUGGCGAACAUAUUAUUUUUGUCUGCGGGAAAAAGCCAUUUACUUUUCGUCUGCUAGAGGGCACUGCCACCUUAUUAGUUCACUUUUAAUCCACUAGUGUGCAGGAAUCAUUUAUAGCCAGGGUGCCCCGCCAUUUUGGCUGCCAUCUUGAAAAUCUGUAAUUUUUAGCUCAAAAAUUAAAAAAAUUUCUAAAUAUCAUCAAAAAUAACUUGUUAAAAUAAUGUUUGUAUUGAUCGCAUACAGUGUUUGGUUCGGUCCCUGAUCAAUGCAAAAAUGUAUGUUCAGAAUACUAAAGCUGCUUAAUUUUCUCAUCCACCAGCCUCCAGUAAGUAAAUAUUGACAAUGGCACUAUCUUGGAAAUUCGUAAUUAUUAACCCAGAAAUUCGGGGGGAAAUCCAAAAAUCAUCAAAAAAAUCCCUGGUUAAAAUAAUGAAUGAUUAGAUCGUAUCCUGUCGGAGGUUUUGAUACCUGGCAGUACAUAGUUGAUUAAAUUGAUUAAUAAUUAUUUAACUGUCCAAGGUUUGGAAUGCAUUAACUAAAAAAAUCGCUACCACGUGAAACAGCAGGACAGAUAACAAGUUAGCACACACACCAAGUGCCAGUCACUCAUGUAGUGAAGACCGCGUGAUCAAAACCCACCCGCCAACUUUGUAUUAUAUUUUCUUGCCUUAUUUAGACAUAUAACGUCCAAUAAAUAUAAAGUUAAAAGUAUUCAUAUACAUCUAGUCAAAAUACCUAAAUUCGAGCACGUUAACCACAAAGUUUUUAAAUUUUUCCCAAGGCUAGAGGCAGAGGCUGGACGAAGCCGAGCGAGAGACUCGCCUGCCGGCACUUGCAAAUGAACAUUGACCUCGUCCGUGAGAGUUGCAAGCUUGCAGAAUGUCGCGGCAGCCGGAUGUUCGCUCAAGGCUCCGCAGGUCGUUGCUUCCUGGCCCUCUCGCUAACAGUAAAAAUGUCUUUGAAACCAUAACCCUGGAUAUGUAAAGUACUAGUGUAAAUGGCUUCAAAGUAAAAAAAAAAACAGUACGAGAAUAUAAAAGUAGUUAACGAAUGUAACACUUGCGCCCUGAAAAUUUUUGUAGUGUAUUGAUCAGAGUCAAACCCAGGCCAUAUGCCACAAAAACGAUAUCGCCACGAAUAAUAAAAAACAACAAAACUUCAUAUAGGCCAAGUGUCUUCGAACCAAGAGGUAUUUUUCGACGAUACUCCACGAACAUUUUAAACAAUCCUUGUCCAACGUCACGCGUUUAGACCACGCAUCUCCAAACCACGAGACAAAUCAUGUCCUGAAUACAUUCUUGUGUAUGCACAUUAAAUGAAACGACACACAUACAACACAAGAAAAGGACGUGCCAUGUACGCACUGGACAUGCAAUGGUAAUGUAAUUCACACACUGGACACGCAGCGAAUAGGCAACACACACACUGGACAUGCAAUGGAAACACUGGACAUGAUAUGGACACAUUGGACAUUCAGUGGACACACUAGACAUUCAGUGGACACACUAGACAUGCAGUGGACACUCUGGACAUGCAAUGGACACAGUGAACACAUUGGACAUGCAAUGGACAUGCAAUUGACACACUAGACAUGUAAUAGACACACAAUGCACAACUGGACACACAAUGGACAUGCAAUGCACACACUGGGGACACAACCAAGAGAACACAGUCUUAUUAGAAAUCAGACUUUGAGAAAUAAAAUAAUAUAUUUAAUGCAAUGAAUUGAAUUUUUUUCAAAUUUAUACACAUAGCAGAUAAAACAAGUCAUUAUAGUAGGUAGUCUUAGUUCACGGAGUAUGAUGACUACUUCAUUGAGGUGCAAGUAGUUUCCUCCACUAAUCGAUGCCAUCAGUAGUCUGAGGCGAUAGGUGUAUGAUCAAUCUCUUCUAUCAUCAUCUUCCUGGAAUGUUUGUUAUUAAUAUUUUUAUGAUCGUUAUCGUCCCAGUGAUCAUCAUAAGCUUCAUCAGAAUAAUUUAUUUUAUCGCAUAGUUUCCAUCGUUUUGGUCUCAAGACUUAAUCACAAUCUUCGAUCUUUCCAGCUUUAGGUGCUUUAUUACAGUCUUUGGUGUUGUCACCAGUUUCAGAAUUACUGUCGCCAUUAUCGUAGAAGUCAGCGUCUUCACCUGGAUUACUGUAAGAAUUCUAAAUCGUUGACGUCGCAGUUUCUUCAUCGUCUUAAUCCUCCUUUUAAAUAGUCCAUCAUUUAUACGAUGAAUGGAGGAUCUGUUUGAAUUCGGCUUGAAUGUAUUCUCAUUUUUCACGGUGAUGAUACUUCUAUUGCUUCCAGUCUUCCUUAAACUGUCUGCAUACUUCAAAUUAAGUUCUUUGUCGAGAUCGGGGGAGGUAUGAACAUAAUCACGUUCAAGACAAGGAAAAUUAUUUACAUUGUGCAGCACACUCUUCUUUAGAAUAGCAGCUCCAUCGCUGUCCUGUAUUAUGUUAGUUGGCUUGACUUUACAAGUUCGGCCAUGUCUUUUCAAGCUAUCAAUUCGUGUAAAAAAACUGCUAUAACGAUCACAGCCUAACAUUUUGCGUAGUGAGUUUUUAAAACAAUCAUUCUUUUCAUGAUUUUCAGCAUUCCUUCUCAGGACAAAUUCCUCACUGCAGGAUCUACAGCUGUGUCCUUCCGAUACAGCUGCAAGCAUUGAACUAUGGUCGUUGUUAGCUUAUGCGACUAAUGCCAGAUGCAAAUUGGAAUAAUUACUUAAAAAUAAAUUUUUUAUUAUUUAGUAUUCUGCGAGAGUUAAUUCAACCUAUACAAGAAAUUUGUCGCCUGUAGUUCCUAUUCCUGUCAACAGAUGUCGCCACGUGUUUUUUUUGUGGUAUUUUUUUUAUGUGGGAUGCGGGAUAUUCACAUUUUAUCGCAAGAGAAGGAGGGUCUCGCUAGACCUCAAGAAGAAGGAAAACCGUAUUGCAUGAUGGUGUUUCUCAGCUUUUUAAAGGAAUAGUAUUCGACUAUGUAAUGACUAUUUUUUUGUUUAAAUUCCAUCUGAUUUAAAUAUUGUAAGUGCUGAUUUAGUAACAGGAAUUCAUUAAUUUAUACGAAACUCUGAAUAUAAUUGUAUGUCCCAUCUCGAAAAAAAUUUACAUGCAGAGAUUGUUUUCUCAGUAAUAACCAGAAACACUCGGAGAAUAUCAGUAGAAGUCUCGCCAGAAAUAACCAAGAUCACAGGGAGAAAUACAACAAAAUACUGCCACGAAUAAUCAGAAGCUCACGGAGAAAAACCAUAAAAAUAUGAACAUGAAUCAUCAGGAGCACACUGAGAAAACAAACAAAAUAUGGGCAAAAAUAAUCAGGAGCUCAGGGAAAAAACAAAGAGAAGUCUUGAUAAUCAAUCUCAGUGAAUACAUUUAAAUAUAUGUAUGCUUGCAAAUUUAAUAUUAUAAUAGUCCAAGGAAAGCUAUAUACAUAUUAUACAAAUGAAUAUUUUUAACAGAUGUAGUAUAUUAUUAUCCCAAACAUACUCUAUAUAAACAUAUAAAUCAUAUAUAUCGUCUAAAUGUAACAUUCAUUGAGCUGGAUUUACAAGACUACUCUUUGUUUUCUCAAUGUGCUCCUUAUUUUUUUCCAAUAUUUUGUUGAUUUUCUCCGUAUGCUCCUGAUUAUUCGUGGCAAUAUUUUGUUGUAUUUAUCCGUGUGCUCCUGGUUAUUCCUGGCGAGACUUCUUCUGAUAUUCUCUGAGUGUUUCUGGUUAUUACUGAGAAAUAAAUCCCUGCAGGUAAUAUUUGUUUUCGAGAUGAGACAUGCAAUUUUAUUCAGACAGACCUCUCUGACGUCACGGCAACCAUCUUGGAUGACCAUGACCUUGACCUCCAAAAUUUGCCAAAAUGUACCAAACUAUGCCCAAAAUCCGCCAAAAUUUCCAGGUUUUUUUUAAUCUCGCCAAAAAAUCACAAAAAAUUCGAAAAAUAAUUUUUCUCUAUUUCGCUGGAAAAAUUCCCGUUUAGAGGGUAAAUGUCCCAUUUUUAGUUUUUAAAAAUGCCAACGGCUUGAAAUUUCCAUUUUGAGGAUUAAGAAUCCAUGUCCACAGCCUCCGAUAAGCCUCUGACAUCAUCAUGAAUUAUGAUGUAACUGUUGCAAUUUUCAUUACGGCCGCUAUCUUGAAAAUCAGUAAUUUAUAUGCUAUAAAAUUGGGAAAAAUGUUAAAAUUCAUAAAAAAAUUAACUUAUAAAAUUUUGAUAAAAUGUUAUUGUAAAAUUUACUUACAUCAUGGAGUCCUCGGUUCGAACCUGGCGAGAACAAAAAUAAAAAAAUGUCAGGUCCUUCCUCCAUGGAAGUCGCUGGCAGACUUACCUCCCAUCACUAAUGCCAAGGUAUAUAUAUCACCAGUUAGUAUGAUGCCAUGUCCGCCAUCUUGUUUUCGUCUAUUGGAGAGUGCCAUCUUGUUUUCGUCUGCUAGAGUGCACUGCCACCAUGUUAGUUUAAUUGUUAACUGCUAGAGUGCAGUAAUAAUAAUUUAUUAUUACUGUGGCGCCCACCAUCUUAAUAUUUGAACGACAUAUUGGAAAUUCGUAAUUAGCUAUAAAUUUGGGAAAAAUUCCAAAAUUCAUAAACAAAAUAUGCAAUUAAUAUACUGGCUUAUUCGAUCGACUUUUGUCCUUGGUUAGAUAAAAAAAAAGAUAAUUUAAUUAAAAAUACUACAAAAGUGACAGGUUCGAGAGAUAAAACACCGAAAAUUAUUUUACAAAAUAACAUUUAUUACAUAAAUUCUACACGACUACAGGAACACUUACUAAAGUUAGCAAUAUUAUUACCAUUUAGUUCUGCAUUGGCUUUAACUAAUUAUUAGCUCCAAUCGGUUUACUAAAGACAGAGACCUACCUGAUCCUUUACCUACAUAGUCUUUUUCUUCCCGACGGACUUUCUCGUUACUUUGUUUAACUGUUUGCUUCACAUCGUCAGAACUGUGAAUUAGAGGAGCCGAUGUCUUGAAAGCACACUUCUUCACUUUUGUCCUCGAACAGAUAUAGCUUACCAUGUACACAGUCCAACCACAAGUUAUAUUUCAAAAGUCCGUAUGUAGCUACUUCAUCAGUAAGAUGAUUGAUAAUGUUCUGUAUCAUACCGUCAAGAAAAGUACAAAUGUCUUUGGAUCCAUCAGUCUUAAUCUCCAACUCUCUUUGGCUUCAACAGGCGUUAACUCCAAAGCUCAAUGUUCCAAUUGGCCAACAUCUCUAACUGCUCCAAUGCUCCAAGUGCUCCAACAGCUCUAACUGCUCCAAUGCUCCAAGUGCUCCAACAGCUCUAACUGCUCCAAUAUUCCAAGUGAUCCAAUGCUCCAGUUGUUCCAAUUGCUGCAAAGUUCCCACAGCUCCAAUUGCUCCAACUGCUCUAAUGUGCUCCAACUGCUCCAAUGCUCGAAAUGCUCCAACUGCUUCAAUGUUCCAACAGCUCCAAUUGAUUAAACUACUCCAAUGCUCCAAUUUCUCCAAUGCUCCCCAAGUGCUACAAUGUUCUUUGUCUUGUAUGCUUGAAAUGUGUUAUAUUAGCUAUCUGCGAAGGUCUUGAUGUUCGGAAAUGUCUGGACUAUAGGUCGACUUCCAUGUUAGACAGCGCGACAACUUAUUUAAUUCGUCGGACAGGUAUAUUGACUAGUGUUUUUUUCUUAGAGUGAAUGAUUAAUAAACUCCACGAAAGUUAACGGGAAACAGAAUUAAAACAUUUAUUUUAAGAUUUAUUUAUUCUUAUCGCUGGCCGAGAAUCAAACCAAAGACGGAAUCUAUCGCAUCAAUCAUUAUUUUAAUAAGUGACUUUUUAUGAAUAUUAGAAUUUUUCCAGAAUUUCUAGCUAAAUAAUUACGAUUUUCCAAGAUGGCGAUCAUAUCGGCCUGUAAGAGACUGUUUUAUGAGGAAUUUAAGCUUAGUUUAGGACUUUCCACCAUAUUUAUUUAAAGUAUUAUUUUUUACAUAAAAGUAAUUUUUUUGCAUUGUUCAAGUACCGAACCGAGGGCAGGAAUUGAUGGAAUCAAUUAGUAUAUCAAUUAGUAUUCGAUGAUUUUUGAAAUUUUUCUUGAGUUUAUAACUAAAUAACUAUGAAUUUCCAAGAUUGCAUCCAAAUUUCACGAUGGCAUGUGUCACAGUAAUAAUAAAAGUUUACUGCACUCUAUCAGGUAAAAACUUAAACUAAUAUGGCGGUAGUGAACUCUAGCAAACGAAAACAAGAUGGUGGCCUCCAGCAGACGAAAACAAGUUGACGGGCAUGACAUAAUACUAGCUAGCGAUAUAUAUGCCUUGACAUUAGGGGUGGGAGUUCGGUCUGUCGGCGGCUUAAGUGGAGGGAGGAUCCAUCCCUUUUUUGUAUUUGUCCUUACCAGGUUCUAACCAAAUAUAUAAGUGCGUUUUUAAUAAUUAUUUAUUGAAAUUUGAUUACUAAUUUUUUUCAUGAUUUGAAGGUUUUUAUCCCGAUUUUCUAGCAUAAAAAUUGCGGAUUUUUAAGACGGCGGACGUAACGAUAAUUGUAGCGAUUAGGUCAAAAUUCGAGAUGGCGGAUGUGAUGAAGAAUUUUUUAUUAAUUUUUUAAGUUUUUAUUAAUAGAUUUUUAGUUUUUUAUUAAUUAAUUACGUGUUUACUCUCGCAGUGAAUCAAAACGAGGACUGAAAUCAAUUAUGUAACUAAACAGUUGAAUAAGGCAAUUUUUUUUAAAUUUUUUCGUAAUUUUUCGCUCAAAAAUUUAAGAAUUUAAUUUUAUGCUCAAGGUCAAGAUCUUGACCUCGGUGGCUUAGGAUGGCUUGGUUUUAGGAGUCUUAAGCCAUUUUUUUUUAGGAAUAUGUGUUCUUUGUAAGGCAAAAAUCUUUUGAGGUUUUUCGAAUUCCGAGUGUUUGAGGAAUGAAACGGGAAAUUUUACCUUCAAACGGGAAAUUUACCUCAAAGUAGGGAAUUUAUUUAAUAAUUUUGAGUCAUUUUGAGUAUUUUUUGAGUCGUUUUGAGGUAAUUUGAGUCCAAGUUGGCCGUCACAAUCCAAAAUGUUGGUCGAGUUCCCUGGAUCCAAGCCUUGAAGCCUGGCGUAGGAGCCCCAUUUGUACACUACUUUAGUCGUAUUACAGUUUUAUUGCAUGCCUUUUUUGGAAAUAGGGUGCCCCUCCCCUCGAAAUAAAAAAUCUAUAAAAAUCUCUCAUUCCCACCAACAAAAGGAAAGAAAUAGAAAAAAAGAUGAUAAAGUGGCUUUAUUUCCCCCGAAAUGAAAUUCUGCGUACGCUCUUGGUUCUAAAGGUUAAUAUUGUUUUGAUUCAUAAAUAGCUCUUUAAUAACUGAAUGACUUAUAACGCGAGUGAAACUACAGCAUGCUUACUAUAGGUAAACAUACCAAAUUACAAAUUUACAAUGUUACGAUUAGGUUAUAUUGCACGGUUGGGAUAAACGUUAACUGUAUAAGACAGAAAAUUUAUUGAACAAUGAGUUUUAUAAUGGCAAUAUUGCGCAAUCGUUAAAUUAUUAUAGUUCUUACGUAAAACUCUUCUGCCACAAUUACUUGUUUAAGCCUUCCUGCUUAAAGGUAGGCAUUUUAGCAAAAGGGGAAAAAAAUCAUGCAUAAAAAACCUGCAAUGACUCUUUUGUAAAACAAUUUCACUACUUUAUAAAUCCUGAAAACGUGAAUUAAAAUUUUUAACUGUGAGUACGUUACUAAUGUGUGAAAAUAUACUUGUUUUAAAAUAAUAUUACAGUACAGUAUUCAUAUUUUCUCCAGAGGAGAAUGUAUAAAAGGGGCUACUGGCACUGGGUCCUGGGUCGUGGUGGCGGUCGCGGCUUCUGCUGCCUUGGAAUCUAUAUAUCAGAUGAACUAGACCUUCAAAAUUUGCCGAAAAUUCGCCAAAUGCUCAAGUUUUUAGGAAAACAAUUCUGGCAGAAAUCUCAAAAAAUCGUAAAAGUACAAAUUUCCCUAUUUUGAAGGAAACAUUCCCGUUUCGAGGGACAAUUCACGUUUCAGUACACAAAAAAUGCCAGAGACUUGAAAAUUCCCCAUUGAGGCUCAAAUUCCCUGUCGUCAAGCCUCCAGUAAGCAUCUGAAGGGAAGCUUUGAUCUCGACCUUGACCUUAGGCGCCAUCAUUGCACUUUUCGUUACGGCCGCCAUCUUGAAAAUACGUAAUUUUUGUAACUAGAAAUUAAAGAAAAAAAUUAAUAAAAAA